AUGACUUGGUUUAAAAGAUGUCUACGUUACGAAACACCAUUCAUCUUCGUGUCGUAUGAGGUAAAUGAAGACCAAUGUAUUGAAAAGUGCAACGAGAUGAGUGAAUGUAUGAACCGCAAUAAUAUCCCACCCUCGGGCUUCAUAAACAUUUCCACCUUCUCCAUAACAAAGCUGCCCAAAAUCCGAAUGAUAAGUGUAGGAUUAACCUACGGUCGUCCAGCCCAGCAGCUCUUAUGGGGCCCAAGUUAUUAUUUACCACUGAGAUUUCCCAGUCGUCAGACAAGGUGGGAGACCUUCCAGCACUUCCCGCCCAGUAUUCACCACUGGGUCUCUUCGGUCGUCAGACAAGCUGCUGGAUCGUCCAAAAUCCGAAUGAUAAGGUUAGGAUUACCCUACGGUCGUCCAGCCCAGCAGCUCUUAUGGGGCCCAUGUUAUUUUUUACCAGUCGUCAGACAAGUGAAUGCUGGAUCGUCCAAAAUCCGAAUGAUAAGGUUAGGAUUACCCUACGGUCGUCCAGCCCAGCAUCUCUUAUGGGGCCCAUGUUAUUAUUUACCAGUCGUCAGACAAGAUGGGAGACCUUCCAGCACUUCCCGCCCAGUAUUCACCACUGGGUCUCUUCGGUCGUCAGACAAGGUGGAAACUGGGAUGGAGAAAGAAAGGGCACGUGGAAGAAUAGAGGAUGAAGCCUCUGUGCCCGAAGAAAACUGA
Molecule: messenger RNA, 708 nt
Organism: Lottia gigantea (owl limpet)
Lineage: Eukaryota; Metazoa; Mollusca; Gastropoda; Lottiidae
Exons: 5
Coding region: 1-708 (235 amino acids)
Source: RefSeq, a predicted model, not a curated record